AUGUUGGAAAGACGAGAUAGUGCAAUGGACAUUCCCAGAAGCACCUCCAACGGCUCUCUCACACCGCAAUCCGUUUCAAACUCAACCUCCCCUCCACCAGCCUUCAAUCGCACCGAUCUCUUCCGCUCUCUGCGCCCCAUGGCCAGCACCGAGAGUCUCAAUGGCGCGCUGACCAGCAAACCUUGCACCACAUGCUCUGGUCAGCAUGCACGACGCCGAUGCUCUCGCUGCAAGGCGGCAUACUACUGCGACCGCAACUGCCAAAAGUCGGACUGGAAGACGCAUCGCAACAUCUGCGAGCCCAUCACCCAGACUUACUCUGCUCCGGAGACGCCCAACUGCUCCAACCCUGCAAGCCCAACAAACGAAGCUUGAUCAAGUGUCACACCAACACACACACACACAUUGAGACACUACACCCUCUCAAUAGCGACACAUCUGGAAACUUUUAGUGAACCGGAUGCACCCUACGAUGAAGACAAUCACCACAUGCCCCACGCACGUCUAAAAUAAAUCAACACCAAAGAAGAUGGAGAAAAGACAAGCAACAAUCGAAUUGCUACGACACUAAUGAUAGAUAACCAACUUGCACAUAUGGAGGGUCGGAAAAUCAGGCGUUUUUGCUAACUGUUUUUUUUUUCUGUUUCUUGUAAAGCCUGUUACUGGGGUUCCCAACGUCACAUUCUAGAAAGAGCGACAAAGCAUUCAAUUGCAACCAUGCAUAGCGACGAGCGACUAGCGAAAAAUAUCCGGAUUAUUAUCUUAGCCUUUUUUGUUUUCUUGCCUUUUUACACCCAACCAAAAAAAAAUAGAGACCGUUUUUUCCA
This is a messenger RNA of Bipolaris maydis ATCC 48331, 827 nucleotides long. The record is from RefSeq and is a predicted model, not a curated record. Lineage: Eukaryota; Fungi; Ascomycota; Dothideomycetes; Pleosporales; Pleosporaceae.